This is a messenger RNA of Dermacentor albipictus, 2914 nucleotides long. Its product is annotated as zinc finger protein 277. NCBI's taxonomy places the organism in Eukaryota, Metazoa, Arthropoda, Arachnida, Ixodida, Ixodidae. The record is from RefSeq and is a predicted model, not a curated record.
GUUUCCCUUCUCUAAGUUUGUAUAGGUGUUCUGUGGGUGUAGCAUGCGUGUAGCACCUGCACAUAUCCGUUUAACUAACGUGCCUUUACAAGCUCAAUGCUCCUUAACAUUAAAGGACCUUUGUCUUUGCCCGUGUGACAGGGGAAUUAAUAGGUUCAGUUGUUUAACCCUCCGUAGGCGCUCAUGCUCGCCUUCUAAUGGCUGCUUCAGCUACUUCGAUCGAACCGCUGUUUCUACCAUCUAGAAAUCGAAGUAAAAAAGACAAAGAGACCAAUGAAGUGGCCUGCAUUUUCUGUGACAUUGCGUUUCAUGUCAACAAGACAAGUAACUUCCAAAACUUGUUGACACACCUGCUAAACGCGCACAAGUUUGUCAUCACCAAUUUCAGUGGCGUUGCUGAUCCUCAAGGAUAUUUUGCGUAUUGGAAAGAGCGGUUUCGAGAGAUUGCCGAUAUCAGAGAAGUAUGCGUGGCAAUGAAAAGUAACAGUGGCCAGAGUGAUGUCGGAACGAGCGAAUUCUACUUUUUGCUUUCUGAUAAGCUACCUGAAGACGACGAUAUUCGCAGGAAACUUCGCAAGUCAAAGCUGGAUGAUGUGCUUGCAAGCCAAGAACUUGAAAGGUCUGACACGUCCUUCAGAAGAACGUGCUUGUUUUGCAAGCAGAUUUUCACUGAAAACAGGGCCACACUUCUCAAUCACAUGGCUCGUGACCACAACUUCAGUGUCGGAAGACCUGAUAAUUUAGUUUAUGUUGAAGACUUUCUUGACGUCUUGGAAGACAAACUGAACAAACUGCAGUGCUUGUACUGUGAGAAGACGUUCAAAGACUGGCAGACAUUGAAAGAGCACAUGCGGAAAAAACAGCACAAGAAGAUAAAUCCUCACAAUAGAGUUUAUGACAAAUACUAUGUCAUCAAUUACACCUGCAUUCAUUACAGGAGGGGAGUUACUGCACCUUACUGUGGUGCCUUGCAGGAACACGGAAGCCUGAAAUUAACUGAGCAAGAUGAAGACAUGGAGCCAGUGAAUGACAAACCUGACGAAUUUGAGGACUGGGAAGAUGAAAGUGAAGAAACAAGCCUCAUAUGCCUGAUGUGCAGCGAAGCCUAUGCCAGCAUUCCUGCCAUCACAAGGCACAUGAAGGACAUUCACAAAUUCGAUUUCACUAAGAUAAGAGAGAGCCUUGGCUUUUACCAGCAAGUAAAGGUUAUAAACUAUUUACGGAAACAGGUUUAUUUGAACGCAUGUUUUGUGUGCUCAGAAAAGUUCAGCUGUCAUUAUCAACUGUUGUCUCACUUAUCCAGCAAUGUGCAUGACAACAAUGCCAUCGACAAGUCAUGCUGGGAUCAACCACAGUUCUAUUUUCCAACCUAUGAAAAUGACCAACUGCUGUGCACUUUGGAAGAUGAAAACCUGCUGGAAGACUCUGCAGAUGAAGUGAUUGUGCCAGAGGACUGUGCGCCGCCUGAUAGUUGUGUACUUGAGGCACUCGAGAGCAAAGAGUGAAGCUCUGUACACAUCUUUCUUUGUGAACAGCACCUGGUUGGCACUGUUUCGUUUCUUGGCAGACAUUGCUGUGCACACAGAUACAUGCACACAAACAUGUGUGCAGACAGAAAAGAACCGAACCCGUGUUGGGUUUGCAGAGAGUACACCAGGGCACAUGGGAAAAAGCUUAAAAACUGUUGAAUCAGACAUCUUGAAAAACAUAGUAUCAUUUUCUCAUUCGAACUAAAUUUUGGCCAAGUGAAUUAAUGGUUUAAUGAGCACUACUACAAAUGUAAUCUUGUGCGCACUUGAAUGAGAAAAGGAACAAGAAACGAAGAAAAAAAUAUCAUUAGCUUUUUUUUUUUAAUAUAUCCAAGCCUUGCACCACUAACUCUGCAUAUUGUAGGCAGCCUGUGGUGUCUGAAAUAUCCAAGCUGACUGGUCUGUAUGAAUUGUGGUCACAAAUUAUUUGGAAACUAUUUACAUGUCUUCUUGACCUAAGCCUAGGCAGUAGGCUCUAGAAGUGCUUUGCAAAGGCCUAGUUGCAGUAUGGUGCAACAUGUGGUUUCCGGAAUUUCAGGAAAAUUGUAGCCAGUUAUCUGUGGCACCAAGUCUAGAUAAACUAUGAUGUCAGAGUUGCUAGAACUGUGACUUCUCAUAUUGAAAAGCCCAUGUUUUCACUUCGGCUUUCCUUUUGAUCUUCACUUUCUCUCCAGGUCAGAUGUACCCUGUGAAACGUGAUCUUUACAAUAAUAAUUAGACCAGGAAUGUUGUAUAACUUAAUCCUUUAAUUUAACAAGAAAAGCUGCCACUGUACACAUUGGCCGACGUCUUAGUUGUGUUGACCUGUAGAGCACUGAUGUAUGCGCGUCAGGCACUAAUCAAUUUCGUUAAUUGAAAAUUUAGUUUCACCACAUUUCUUGCAUCUUCAGAAUUAUGAAAAAGUGUACAUGUUGCAGAACAUAUUAAAAGUUUUCAAAAUAUAGACGCCAUACGACAACUCGCUAUUCAAACUUCAAACAUGAGAAAAUCAGCUGUUUCGUGUCCAGCAUACUUGGAAAGCACCCACCCACCAACUUGAAAAGUUUGGCAGAUUCCAUGCAUAUGUGUUAAUUGGUGACAAGUGAAGCUUCCCUUGAUGUUUACUGAAACGUCUUCACUCCAUCACUUUUAUGUAUCUCAACGCUUGCUCAAUGCAUGCACUGGUCCUAUAUUUUUCACUCAACUUCCCCAUGCCUCGCUGCUUCUGUUGCCGACUUCUCUGUAACCGACUUCUUCAUUUCUUUGUAGCCCAACACACCUUGCUUAAUGCAUGCUUGGGUCUCAUUUUGUUCCGUUCACUUUUUUCUUCACAGUGCCUCUCAGUCAUGUUGUGGUUUUCUCAUGUAAAACACCAAAAUUAAAUUAUUUUUUUUUUUCAUUCUCCA